Molecule: messenger RNA, 2296 nt
Organism: Solanum tuberosum (potato)
Lineage: Eukaryota; Viridiplantae; Streptophyta; Magnoliopsida; Solanales; Solanaceae
Product: reticulon-like protein B21
Exons: 9
Coding region: 176-2110 (644 amino acids)
Source: RefSeq, a predicted model, not a curated record
AAGAGCAAAAUAAAAGACUCCUCUCUCUCUGUUUUAGAAAUUUCAUUGUUUUGACAAACUUUGAUUUCUCACCAAACUCCAUUGUUUUUUUUUUUAGCUUAAACAGUGAAACCCCACAAAUCAAUACUACUCAUUACAAUCUUGAAUCAUCAAUAGAGUGAAAAAAGGCAAAAAUAUGGAAGGGGGCAAUAGGAGGAGGAGCAAAUCAUCAAGAAAUAAUGGUGUUGUGGCAACAGGUUCAGUUUGGGAGAAUAGAAUGAAACUUGAUGAAGUAAAAGGUGGAUUCAAAGUGUUUAGUAAUAGUAGUAUUGAAGAAACCCCAGAUGAAAAUGAUGACAAAGAUUGUGUUUUUAAUACUCAAGUGGAUGAAAAGUUGGAUAUGGGGCCAAAAAGAGAAAAUCUUGAUGUUGGGUUAGUGAGUGGAAAGAGAAAAACUUGGAAAACUACUGAGAGUUUUGAGGGGAACCCAAUUCAGAUUGCUAGUAAAAAAACUGAUUUGAGCAAAAUUUUGGAUGAAAAAAGUAGAGAUUUGAGUGUUUCUGCUGAUGGGGUUGCUGGGAUUACAAAGAAAACUUUGAAAAAUGAGAGUUUUGAGGGGAACCCUUUUCAGAUUGCUAGUAAAAAAACUGAUCUGAGCAAAAAUUUGGAUGAAAAAUGUAGAAAUUUGAGUGUUUCUGUUGAUGGGGUUGUUGGGAUUACAAAGAGAACUUGGAAAAGUGAGAGUUUUGAGGGGAACCCUUUUCAGAUAGCUAGUAAAAGAUCUGAUUUGAGGAAAAAAUUGGAUGAAAAACGUAAAGAUUUGAGUGUUUCUGCUGAUGGGGUUUGUAAAAAAGUCCCAAUUCAGAGCAAGAAAAGUUCUGAGCUGAGAAAGCUGAAAUCUGAUAAGUCUGUUAAUGGGAAUGUGAAAAAAUCCAAUCUUGAGGAGUCAAGUAAGAAUCUUGAAGGAUCAAUUGGGAUUAAGAAGACAAAAUCAGAGGAGUUUGGUAUUUGUGAAGAGAAAUUUAUCACAAGCAAUGCGGUAUCUGAGGUUGAAUCUGUAAAUAAAUUAGAAAAGAGUCUUGAAAAUGAAGAUGAUGAAGAAUGGGACGACGUAUUGGAGGAAGAAAUCGACGAGGGAAAUGAUAAGAGAAGUGUUGAAGUUAAAGAAAUUAGUGUACAAGAACAGAAUAAGCUUAAAAAGAUUGUGAUUGAAGAGAAGAGAUUUCAGUACAAUAAUAAAAGGCAAAUGCCAAUUUCUUCAAUUAAUAUGAAACAGUCCCUUCCUACUUUUGUCAAUGCAAAUAUUCAUCAAAGUGCAACAAGAACCAAAUCAGAUGAAUUCCAGUCUAGACAAUAUAGCAAAUUACAAAGCUUGGUUGAUUUAGUGAUGUGGAGAAAUGUAUCAAAAUCAGCGUUAGUCUUUGGAAUUGGAACAUUUGUUAUCAUUUCAUCUUCGUAUACUCAAGAUCUCAAUAUCAGCUUCAUUUCUGCACUCGCCUACUUGGGUCUGAUCUAUCUUGCUGCAAUCUUUCUCUUUAGAUCCCUCAUUCACAGGGGAGCUAUUGAUAUUGGUGAAUCAAGUGAAUGUGUAGUAGGCGAAGAAGAAGCACUGUGGAUACUGAAAUUGAUUCUUCCUUUAAUAAAUGAGUUUCUUUUGAAAAUCAGAGCCCUUUUUUCUGGGGAUCCUUCGACUACAAUGAAGAUGGCAGUUCUGCUGUUUCUUUUGGCUAAAUUUGGCAGCUAUAUAACUAUUUGGAAACUGUAUAAAUUGGGUUUUUUUGGAGUUUUCUUCAUACCAAAAGUGUGCUCUUCUUAUUCCACACAGUUAACCUCUCACGGUACAUUUUUUAUAAGAUACAUUAGAGAUGCUUGGGAAUCAUGUACUCACAAAAAAGCUAUUGGAUUUGCAAUCUUCACAUUAGUAUGGAAUUUCUCUUCAAUCAUUGCCAGAAUAUGGGCAGUGUUCAUGUUAUAUGUGGGCUUAUGGUACUAUCAACAAACCUUGAUGAGACAAGACACUACUACUACUAUAAAUGGUGAUGAUUUUUUGCAAGGAAAAAUUAGAGAACAAAGACAAGUUGGGAAAAAGUCCAAUUUUAUGGAUACAAGAAAGCAAAAGAAAGCAUUUUAAGUUAAUAAAUAGAUUAAUAUUAUUAAAAAAAAAAUUGUAUUAAUUGGUGAUAGAUAAUUAACAUGUAUUAUACAUGUCUUGUUGCUCAUUUCCCAACCAUUAUCUUUUGGUAAUUAAUUUUUUGUUCCUAGUGUACAUAAUCAACUUGGGCUAAUCAUUCUUUUGGCAAUAAAAAUGAUUUUUUUA